Molecule: messenger RNA, 1354 nt
Organism: Aspergillus candidus
Lineage: Eukaryota; Fungi; Ascomycota; Eurotiomycetes; Eurotiales; Aspergillaceae
Product: dihydroneopterin aldolase
Exons: 2
Coding region: 72-1118 (348 amino acids)
Biological process (GO): folic acid-containing compound metabolic process
Cellular component (GO): cytoplasm
Molecular function (GO): dihydroneopterin aldolase activity
Source: RefSeq, a predicted model, not a curated record
UCUAUCUAGACUCCAACAAAUUGGUCAUUUGGUGAGCUAUCCUCUGAUAAUCUCCUCGCAGACAGGCAAUCAUGGCGGAACAACGGGUCAACGUCCAUAUCCCCUCCCCUCCCCCCGUCCUCGAUAGCGUCCAGCUCCGCAACAUCCAGCUGCCCCUGCCCGUGGCCCCAGACCCAUGGCAUCGGUUCGGGAAGUCCCAGCCCUGCACUGCCUCUCUCAAGCUAUCCUACUCCUCCGCCAUUGCGGCAGCCGCCGCGGAUGAUGUAUCCCUAUCGCUGGACUACGGCAAGCUGUACCGUCGCCUAGAGGAAGACAUCCGUCUCAUGGGUACGAAUCACGAACACCCCGGGGGGAAGAUGAUCAAUGUGAACGGGACGCGACGGGAGGAGAUGCUGAGUCAAGAGCUGGGACAGGAUGUCCGGUUGACGGCGGGGAUUGUGGCCAAUUGCGGUCUGGGGUUGCUGGAUGAGACGGCCGCCGGGGUCCGGAGGAUGUCGCAUGUGCAUCAGCAUGGUGGGCGGAGGCCCAGUCAUUCGGCGGGCCAGCUGGACGCUGAAUUGGCGUCCUCCCUCACAUCGUCGGAUACCUCGAUCAACGGGUCGUUCGGUCAAUGCGAGGUCUGGCUGCAUCUACCCAAGGCGCUGCUGCGCGCCGAGGAGGGGCUCCGGUACCGCAGCGUCACCAUGUGGGGAUAUCGCGAAGGAGUCAUGGGUCUCGAGUCAGAACGCUGCCCGGUGGUGCUGGAGGAGGAAUUCCGCAUUGACGGAAUCAGGUGUCACUGCAUCCUGGGGGUUAACUCCCACGAGAGGGUGGAGAAACAGGCGGUAAUCAUCUCGUUGGAGUUCAAGGGGCCUGGCCAGUUGGCGUGGGGAUCCACGGUGGUGAACACCUGCCAGGACAUGACACGGGCGGUUGCCGAGCGAGUCGAGGGAACGUCGUACCAGACGGUCGAAGCGCUCGCGACUUUCGUUGCCCAUAUCGUGACGGUUGACUACGGGAAUGAGCGCGUCACGGUCAAGGUGGAAAAGCCCAGCGCGUUGGCCUUUGUGGAGAGAUCCGGCGUCGAGGUGACGCGAUCCCAGGCCUUUUUCGUGCGGCCGGAUGGGAAUGCGGUGUGAUCUGAUUGUUGUCGUUCGAUCCGAACCUCGCAAGUGGAUCAGGGACCUGCGAUAAUAACAAUCGUCGGGCCUCGCUGUCGAGACUUCUUGCCGCUCAUCCGGUAUGGACCACGCGUCUCUUGGUGAUUGCAUCCAGCACUCCACCGUGUCGGCCAGUACAUCACUCGUGCGCGUCUGCCAUAUCUGCACCUGGUUCGUGGAACAGAAGCGACUGAUCUGUCUUCGUGGUGGGCGAU